UACAGCGAGUUCACAGUCCUCCGCCAUUGCUGCACUGACGAGAAUGUCUCCCAAGCGUUUUAGGUGUUCUGUAGCUGGAUGGAUUAAUACACAUAGCUCUCUUCAUUUACUCCCUAAAUCUGAGCUGCUGAAGACGAGGUGGAUUAACUUGGUUUUCCAGGAAAAUUCUCCCUCAGUUCUGUCGAAAUUCGUUUAUGUCUGCGCUAAUCAUUUCACUUAGUGAACGAAUAUCAAUACAAAGUGACGACACAAAACAGAACCUGUGCUAAAAUGUGCUACUCAAGGAGGAUAUACAAGUAAAAACUGUUGGUGAUCCAGCUUACAGUCUCCAGAGUGAUACUAUACGGCAGUAAUGAAGAUUACCUUGGAUAUAAUGAAAUUUCUGGAUUCAUUUUCUUUCAAUUUAGGAAUAUUUGAUGUAUUUUCCAGAUGAAGACAGAUGAAGUUUGUCUAUCAAGCCUGAAAACUGUCAUAAAAUAACUUCAUAAAGAUGCCUGGCCAACGCAAAAGUGUAAAAAAAAAAACGUAUUCUCUCAACUUUGUCUUUUUGUCCUCCUAUUUCCCUCCCUCUCUUUCUCGUUCCCUCCCUCUCUCUGAGUAACCAUGUGCUUUUCGUGUCAGUAGACACAUUUAACCCUCUCCUCAGAUGCACACUGCUGUCUCUUUUUCUCUUUCUUUUCAUUGACUUCUCCUGCUCCCACUCCUUCAGUGGUGUUCUUUAUGUGUUCAUUCUCUGCAGCUUUUUUCUUCUUUAUGGGACUAGAAACUCUCCUGUAGAAGAAUUUAUGUAACCACAAAAGGACAGAGACCUUAAACACACAUAAACACAUCCUACAACAAAGUUUUGAACAGCGGGACCAACUUCAAAAGUCUGAGGAUUACUGGGAGAAAAGAAGGAGCGUCAGGUUGAAAGAGCGGGACCAUGCCAGGCUGUCAGAUCCAGAUUGGGUUUGUGCCGGUUGUGCUGGUCUAUUUCUUUCUGCUGUUGGCAUCUGGUUCAGGGAAUGCACGCAUGAUCAGGAAGAGGGGACUCAACCAAAAGGACUACGAGUACCCCAACCAUCCCCAGACCACUCAGCACCAGAAGAAUGACCGUUGUCCUCCGCCGCCCCAGAUGCUGCCCGAGCGGGCCUGUGAGGUGUCGGGUUGCCGGUCUGAUUCUGAGUGUGAGAGACACAAACGGUGCUGUUACAACGGCUGCAUCUACGCCUGCCUGGAGUCAGUACAACCUCCACCUGUGCUGGACUGGUUGGUGCAGCCCAAGCCGCGGUGGUUAGGAGGGAAUGGCUGGCUGUUAGAUGGACCAGAGGAGGUUCUGCAGGCUGAGGCCUGCAGCACCACCGAGGAUGGAGAUGAGCCUUUACUCUGUCCAACUGGUUACGAGUGCCACAUCAUCAACCCAGGAAACCCCUCCGCUGGAAUCCCAAACCGAGGCCAGUGCAUUAAACAGCGUGGAAACUCAGAUGGACGUAGCCUGAGACACAAGUCCAAAGAUUAUUUUUCCAAGGAUUUUUUAGGUAACCCCAACAAUGCAGUGAGCUAUGAGAAACAACAACACAAGCACUUGGGCUGAGACAGGUGACUGAAUGUGGGUUCCAUUUUAGAGGACUGUAGUAACCAGUAACCACUGACCCUUAUUCCUGAACCCCACCCUUCCAAUCCAAUGUAACUGGACAAGCCUUUCUCUUCAGCUUAAACCAGAGAUCGGCUCAUAUCUGGUGCUAUUUUUCUUGGGUGCUUAAUGUGGAGACAGAAAUGGAAAGCUAAAAUUUCCUACCUCUUACAAAAGCCAAAAAACAGACUACAGAAAGUAUCAAAGGGCUUAUACAAUAAUAUCUAAUGUCUUAUAUGCAUACUUUGGGUAAAAAGCACAUUCCCUCAGAAUUAACUGUAUUUAAGAGUUUUAAGAAUGAUACUUUGUGUGUUUUUUAUGCUGCUGAGUCUGAACUCUUGUUUUGUUUUUUUCUAUUUUCUUCCAAUUGAUACACCAAAAACAGCUGGUUAAUAUAUGUUAACUUCUCAGUUACUAUAAACUCUUAGGGGGAAAUAAUUCAGUAGGUUGAAUCAAUUUUAAAGAACUAGGGUGCUAUAAAAGGAAACAUUUACCUAAUGAUUGCCUAACACUUUCAUGUUUAACAGGUUAUUUCAGUUUUUUUUUUUUUUUUUUUUUUUAUUGAUAUAGUAUAUUUACGAGCUGUUUAAUAAUUAAUUAAUAAUUCUAAUCAUAUAAUUAAAGAAUUAAAACCAAAUGAAUUAACUCAAACCAAAACCAUAAAAUUAUCCCAUAAUAGGAACCCCCCUUAUGGGUUCUAUAUGAAGUGCCUGACAGAACCCUUUAAGGUUCUAUAUAGAACCAUUUCUUCUAAGAGUGAUGUGGCUCUAAUGGUACAGAAAUACUCCACAAAAAUCAUACCACACAAUUAUUUAAAAAAUAUAUAUAUAUUUCUUCCUUUACCUUUUUUUUUUCUUCUUCAAAAUAUUAUGUUUAGGUGAUUGCCUCAACAGCUCACCAUAACCAAGCAACAGUUAAAUUCCAGCUUUGCUCCAUCACUGCAAAAUAUUUGUUUUUCAUAUGGUGCUUGAACUGUGGUUGUUGUUGUUGUUUACUGAGCCUGUGACUGAUUGUGCAGAUCUGUGUUUUCUCCACUAUUCUCUGAUAAGCUAUACAAGUCUGACAAGUGGGACAAACCACAAUACAGCCUUCAAUAAAUCAAAACAUUUGAAACUGGUGCUGCAUACUGCUUUGUUAUUCCAAAUAAAACAGUUGACAAAA
This is a messenger RNA of Megalobrama amblycephala (Wuchang bream), 2773 nucleotides long. It is a transcript of the gene wfdc1, whose product is annotated as WAP four-disulfide core domain 1. Gene Ontology annotation, cellular component: extracellular region. The record is from RefSeq and is a predicted model, not a curated record. Bases 923 to 1573 code for a protein of 216 amino acids. Gene Ontology annotation, biological process: regulation of cell growth. Gene Ontology annotation, molecular function: peptidase inhibitor activity. The transcript is spliced from 9 exons. Lineage: Eukaryota; Metazoa; Chordata; Actinopteri; Cypriniformes; Xenocyprididae.